AUGCCGCCUAAGCCAGUCAGGGCAGCCCCAACACACUUUGUGUGUAUACCCCUGGCAAGUCCGCAACUGUCCAGGAGCUUGGCUGCGUUCAAAGCGGAUGUCACCAGUCCCAUGAGUUUUGGGGUGCCGCCGGAUGCGGUCCGUCCUCUAGGCACGAUGCAUUUGACCCUGGGUGUCAUGAGCUUGAGGGAUGAUAGCAUCGAACAAGCUACAGAGGUCUUGAAAAGCCUGCGACUACGAGAAAUGCUUUCCAAUGUCAGGAACGCCCUUCUUCAAAGUAAAGCUGUCCAGAUGGGUCUUGCUUCUGCAGAGAAUAGCUCGACUGCUGGAGAGGGACCGCUUUCUGUAACACUCCAAGGUUUACACGCUAUGCAAACACCAGCCAAGACUUCCGUCCUAUACGCACCCCCCGUUGAUACGGAUGGAAUACUCUACAGGUUCUGCGAGCAGAUAAAGAACACGUUUCAGGAGGCCGGACUCAUGGCCGAGGAGAACCGUCCACUGCUGCUCCACGCAACUGUCAUCAACACCAUCUACGUCAAGAAUGGGCGGGGACGGCGACGCGAGAAGCUGACGAUUGACGCGCAGGACAUGAUCAGUCGGUACGAUGACUACGUCUGGAUGGAGAAUAUGCCUCUCGAAAAGGUGACGCUGUGCCGGAUGGGCGCAAAGAAGAUUGAGGGGACGGAUGACGAGGCGUACGAGGUCGAAGCCGAGGUCGAGUUUUAA
Fusarium keratoplasticum is the source of this 729-nucleotide messenger RNA. RefSeq names its product AKAP7-NLS domain-containing protein. The coding region runs from base 1 to 729 and encodes 242 amino acids. NCBI's taxonomy places the organism in Eukaryota, Fungi, Ascomycota, Sordariomycetes, Hypocreales, Nectriaceae. Gene Ontology annotation, biological process: DNA alkylation repair; regulation of DNA-templated transcription. The record is from RefSeq and is a predicted model, not a curated record. The transcript has a single exon. Gene Ontology annotation, cellular component: nucleus.